AUGUCCCACUCCGGAGCCCAGGGCAGCAUUGGGAGCCACCCAGCCAUGGGGCUGCGUGCCCACAAAAUGUACCUGUUUGAGUUUGAGAACUUCCAGGGUCGUAUGAUGGAGUGCAUCACUGAGUGCCGUAACCUGUGUGAGAAGAACUUUGAGAGGAUCGGCUCCAUCAGGGUGGAGUGUGGACCCUGGGUGGGCUAUGAGCAGCAGAACCUGAGUGGAGAAAUGUUCAUGCUGGAGAAGGGAGAGUACCCCCGCUGGGAUACCUGGAGCAACAGCUACAGGUGUGACCGCUUCAUGUCCGUCAGGCCCGUUCGCAUGGACACCCAGGACCACAAGAUCUGCCUGUUUGAGUGUAAUAACUUUGAGGGCCGUAAGAUGGAGGUGUGUGAUGAGGAUAUCCCCAGUCUGUGGUCCUACGGCUUCCAGGACCGUGUGGCCAGUAUCCAGGUCACUGGUGGAACUUGGGUUGGCUACCAGUACCCCGGUUACCGUGGCUACCAGUACGUGUUCGAGUGCGGUGUCUUCAAGCACUGGAACGAGUGGGGCGCCCACCAUCCCCAGAUCCAGUCCAUCCGUAGAGUGAGGGACAUGCAGACACAUCGCAGAGGCUGCUUUGAGUGGACCGUCUAG
Molecule: messenger RNA, 630 nt
Organism: Salvelinus namaycush (lake trout)
Lineage: Eukaryota; Metazoa; Chordata; Actinopteri; Salmoniformes; Salmonidae
Product: beta-crystallin B1-like
Exons: 5
Coding region: 1-630 (209 amino acids)
Biological process (GO): visual perception; lens development in camera-type eye
Molecular function (GO): structural constituent of eye lens
Source: RefSeq, a predicted model, not a curated record